AUGUCUCUUAUUGAUGCGGACUCGUGCGCUUGUACGAAGGCAGAGUUAGAACUGUUCGAAACCAAACCAACACAAACUGCAAUUUUGAGCGGUCGUCUCGUCGAAGUACAGCCGACAACCUCAAUUGACAACACAGAUGUCAUUGAGUUCAACAUGCAGACCGAUGAAAAACAUUACAUUGACUUACGAGAAACAACGCUUUACAUCAAAGCGAAGAUCGUAAAACAAGACGGCAGCACCCUGAGAGAAAAGCAAGCCGAUGGAAACACUCUUGAACAAAAUGCGCAAUGCUAUCCGAUAAACUACCUAAUCGCUUCCAUGUUCAAACAGGUCGAAGUGUCUCUUGCCGGGAAACAAAUCGGAACCACCAGCAGCAUGUACGCUUAUCGAUCAUACCUGGAAGCAUUACUCAGUCAUGGAGAAGACGCUAAAACUCAUCAAUUGCGAGCGGGCGGAUACUUUAAGGACCUGGCAAAUAUGGAGACAACCGGAGCUACGAUCAGCGACAGCUCAGCAACCAACAAAGGAGCCAUAGCUCACUUCAAGAUGGCAAACUUCAGUCGAAGUUUUGAACUCCAAGGCCGCAUCCAUAGUGAGAUGUUCGAGCAAGGAAAACUUCUCCUCAGCAAAGUACCCCUUACAGUCAAAUUAACCAUGGGAAACCCUAAAUUCAACCUGAUGUCUGCGUCAACAACUACAGAUUACAAGAUAAAGUUGGAGAAAGCGAUCCUCUACGCCAGUCACAAAGAAAUCGCAUCCUAUGUCCGAGUAGCCCACGAAGAAAAGGUUCUAACGGCAAAUGCAAAAUACCCCGUGGCAAGAAUCGAAACGCGUUACUUUCAGAAAGCUGCAGGAACUACCGACCUGUCCGAGGCCAAUCUGUGCAAGGGAGAGACUCCGAGGAGAAUUAUUCUGGGCCUGGUCGCCAGCAAUGCCAUGAACGGUGCUAUCGACGGAAACCCGUUUAAUUUCAAGCAUUACAACGCGACUAGCGUAAAACUAACCUUUGCGGGAGCCGAGAUUCCUUACGGGGAACUAAAAAUGAAUUUUGGCGAUAAAAAUGUGCUAAACGGGUACAUGACGCUCUUCCGAGGGAGCAAGCUCUGGCCUGCCAAUAAGAGCAACGACAUAACGCUAGAAGACUAUGUGGAUGGAUAUGCCCUGUACGUCUUCAACUUAGCCCCAGACGAUGCCGGAUCGAGUGCAUUUCAACUCGCCAAAAAUGGAGACGUAAGCGUGGAAAUCAAGCUAUCCGAAGCUACAACCGAAGCGAUAAACAUCGUAGUUGUGUAUGAAUACGACUCUUUUGUGGAAAUCGACAAAGAUCGAAACGUGCAUUACGGACAUACCGGCUCGGAAAAAUAA
This is a messenger RNA of Lineus longissimus, 1365 nucleotides long. RefSeq lists its product as uncharacterized. NCBI's taxonomy places the organism in Eukaryota, Metazoa, Nemertea, Pilidiophora, Heteronemertea, Lineidae. Gene Ontology annotation, biological process: deoxyribonucleotide biosynthetic process. Gene Ontology annotation, molecular function: ribonucleoside-diphosphate reductase activity, thioredoxin disulfide as acceptor. The record is from RefSeq and is a predicted model, not a curated record. The transcript has a single exon. The coding region runs from base 1 to 1365 and encodes 454 amino acids. Gene Ontology annotation, cellular component: cytosol.